Bolinopsis microptera is the source of this 1123-nucleotide messenger RNA. RefSeq lists its product as uncharacterized. The transcript is spliced from 6 exons. The record is from RefSeq and is a predicted model, not a curated record. The coding region runs from base 40 to 744 and encodes 234 amino acids. NCBI's taxonomy places the organism in Eukaryota, Metazoa, Ctenophora, Tentaculata, Lobata, Bolinopsidae.
CGGAAUGUUCCAGCAGUUGAUGUUCACAUAACCCGGGUGAUGGCCGCCACCAGUUCGAUAAUACAGUUCCCUCUGCCUGCCCUCUAUCCCGACCAGUUUACCAAAAAUAACAUUCCUCACUACCCGCCUACAGACACCUUCCAGACCAGCCAGGUACCGUUCCAAUUUAAAGAGCCCCCUCCUCCCGGAGGAAUGGGACACCACCCUUACCAGUACCAGUUUGGGGGCAUGCCGGGGUACCCGGUUGAGCAGCAAGCAAUGUCACAUUGGAACUUUGGGGCUGCAAUCCAGGGCAUAGUACCAGAACCAGAAAGGUUUGGUGAUCUGUGCGAGAAGGGACUGGUCCCCAUAAUAACAACAGCAACCCACGAGGUGACAACUAACCAACCAACCCCUGCAGAUAACCUGCCUCUUAUAAACCCUGCUAAUAUUAAGAGUGAACCGCUGAAGAUCCUGCCACCACUAAGCUGUGAGACAACCUACGUCACGACCUCCCAGCCUCUGAUGUGUCACAGCACUGUUGGGCCCUGUACCAACACCCUGCCUACAUCACUGGACUACAACUAUACUCCCUGCUCUUCUGAUCAGAUGGACGGCUACAACCAGGGAAAUAUUGGAUGGUCUGCUGAGUUGGAUCCCUUCUACUCGUCUGACAUUCGUUCAACACUAUCAGGUCACCAAUCGAACAGUAAUAGUGCCGCUCUCCCGAGCCCAUGGGACUUCUACAGACCCUCCAAUACAUGAUGAUCUUCCGUUUCAGGCUCACAACCUCUAACAACUCAGAAUAUCUUGUCACUCAGAUAUCGGCGUAAUGUAUCAGCUUCUCUGCGGUGAUGACUGUAAUAAUGAAAUUUGGAAAUCAAUCAAGAGUGCUAAUUCAGAAGGAUUGCUAAUUCAGAAAGUGAAGGUUAGCGAUCACGUACUGUGUUUUCGUGAUCUGGGUAAAGGUUUAUUAAUUAAUUAAUUAUUAUUAAUUAAUUAAUUAAUGAAUUAAUUAAUUAUUAUUGAUUAAUUAUUAUUAAUAGAUUCCUUCUUCGAUUAAAUGUUAUCCGUUGAAUGUGUAGCGGAAUGGAACAAUCCAAUGUGAAGGAUUAACAGAAUUCAAUUCAUGUUGAUGUAGCUA